Calliphora vicina (urban bluebottle blowfly) is the source of this 7827-nucleotide messenger RNA. It is a transcript of the gene Exn, whose product is annotated as Ephexin. The coding region runs from base 126 to 7355 and encodes 2409 amino acids. The transcript has 6 exons. NCBI's taxonomy places the organism in Eukaryota, Metazoa, Arthropoda, Insecta, Diptera, Calliphoridae. Gene Ontology annotation, molecular function: guanyl-nucleotide exchange factor activity; protein binding. The record is from RefSeq and is a predicted model, not a curated record. Gene Ontology annotation, biological process: activation of GTPase activity.
GUCUCCAAAAAGUUGCCAACUAAUUUGUGGGUUUAGCAACCCCAACAGCAACCACAACAUUACAAAAUGCACAUGUAACACCUACAACAGCAACAACAUCAAAGAACGUGCAGAAAUUAUUAAAAAUGUUGGACAAUAUUGUAACAGAGAAUUGCAUGGCUGCAAUGCCAAUAGAAAUUUUGGCAGAUGCUAAAGUCAGCAACAACCACAACAAAAAACACUGUGAAGAUAAAACGCAAACAACAACAAUAACAACAAAUACCAUUGAACAGUGUGCUACUGCUGCUGCACCUGUAAUAAAGACUAAUAAAACAAAAACAAUUUUAAAUUGGUUGAAAAAUACCACCUCAAACAAUUCACAUUCGACAUUAAAUAAAAACAAUAAUAGCAAUAAUAAUAACAACAACCAUAUUAAUAGUAUUAAAACAAAUAGUGUAGUAAGUGAUAAUAACCAAACAAAUGCAUGCAAUCAUAAUCGAUCGAAUGAUAAGAUAAUACGACAGCAACAAACUCAAAUUAGUACGGACACAAAUUGUACGUGCCCAACACUAAAACAACAAAAUAACACGAGUUCUCAGAAAGCAACAACAACAACACCAACAAAAUCUCUGGGCCACAAAAACGACGACGAUACAUUACGAGAAUUUCGAGGCGUACAAACAUUAAAGCAUUUCUGGAAUAAACGUAUCACUGCCAAUAGGGAAUCUGCCUUAAAAGCCAAAAGCUCUAAACAGCAACAAUUUACCAAAUCGGUGGGUUGUCUGGUGAAUGCCAUCAACAGCACCGGAGAACCACCACCACCAACGUCAACAACUUCAUGCUCCUCGCCCCCUCCACUUAGCGAAAAAGAACUUUUGAAAGCACGCAAAUUAAGAGCUUUAAGUUUGCAUGACUGUUCCAGAGAUUCGCCAGAAUUCGAUGAAAUUUCUUUAUCAGACAUCGACAUACAAAAACAUUUGGAAAAAGAUAACUUUUACAAAUACAAAACAGCAGAGCAGGCCUCUAAAUUAAGGGAACUAAGUGAGCAUUCCACUCAAAAGAAGUUAAGUAAUGGUAUUAUAUUGGCCGGUGGCCAAAAACCUGAACGUUUCGAUUGGUUAAAACGUCACGAUAAAUUCUCACGCAAAAAGUCUGUAGAACUCACUCCAGCCACAGCUUUAAUUAACAAUACAAUUAAAAGUGAUAACAGCAAUCAGCUUAUCGCGGACACUUCCGCUACAAUUAACAACGACAUCAUUAUUAACGAACACAAAAUGCAAACACAACAGCAGCACCAACACAAACCAAAAGAUAGACCUGUCUCUCUGCCAACGGCAAUUGGCCAAAAUAUGACUGAAGUUGGCAAUGCCAACCACAGCAGUGAAACGUCAACACCAACACUUACUACGGCUGCAAAUUCACCACAACAUGCAAUCAGUCGUCGUAGAGCAACAACAAGAAAAGAUUCACCAAAAACUUUAGUCAGCGCUAGUAGCAUUAGUAGAGAAUCUUCAACAACAUCGCUUGCGGCCAGCGCUAAUAGCCAUAAAACAGUUGUGAAAAGAAAUUCUUCCGCUCGCAAAUACAGUUUCAAAACUCACACGCGUUCUUAUCAUGUGCCACGCAAAAUGCACACCAACAGAGAAGCUGCUAGCGGUGCCACCGGCAUGGCUGUUAAUCCCCCCAACAGUUUGGUAGCAAAAUUAACUCAACAGUUCAAUGAAAUUAUACAAAAAGAUAAGACACUGCUGGAGGAGAUUAAACGUAAGAAUGGAGUGCUCAUGACUCACAAAGGUCAUGUCUACAAAGUGGUUGACACCUGCUCUUUGAAUCGCAAUCAGUCUCCCACUGUUAGUCGGGCCAGUUCAAGGGCACAGGAUGGAAAUGGUACGCAAGCAAUGCGUUCCACUGGCACAUCGACAGUUCAGAAAAAUAUCAAGAAAUUUGAAAGUGAAUCGAGGGGUCUGAAGCCCAAAGUACCGCUGAAAAGUAUUCAAGUGUUAAGAAAGAGCAAUGAACUGGUCAUAAAUAAAACAAUAGUUACAUCACGUUUAAAUUCAAAUAGGCUGAACAAUGAAUCCGAAACUAAAACAGAAAUAAAACCUCAAACAUUAGCCUUACCCUCAACUUUGGAAAUGGUACAGGAAGAAGCCAAAACUCCGGUGGAAAACAAGGAGUUACAAAACGAGGUUAAUAAUUUUAAGAAUGAGAAAAAUGAAACAACUAAAUCCCCUAAAGAAAGCGGUGCUAACAAAGAGAAUACAAAUCCAACUACAGUUGCAGAAACCUCUAAGGAUAAUGAGUUAAUAAGAAAACUCUGUUCGGAGGAACCCUCUAAUCAAGAUGAGUUUUUAACUCUUCGGCCUUCAAAAAUAGAAAGUGUCAUAUAUAAAAGUAUCCAUAAAAAUAAGCAAAAGAAGAAUACAGAAACACCAAAAAUAAAUGAAACCCCCAAAGACCUUAAAGAUAACACGAUACCAUUAAAUGAGGAAAAGUCCCCAAUAAAACAUCUAAGUGAGGAAAAUUUCACAAAGGCAAAUGAUGAUAAGGAAACAAAGAUAAGCUGCUACUCUGCAGAACAAGAAACCAAAACCUCAGUUAUUGAAAACACUGCAAAUAUUCAAAAGGAGAGUGAUGAAACUAUUCCCAACAAUGGAACAGAUAAACCAACCAAAUCGUCAUUAAAUGAGUCAGCUACUUCAUCAAAUGAGGAAACUCAGAUCACAGAAAAUGAUACCAAAAUAUUGGAAACAGCUAGCGAAGUACCCACUUUCCCAGAACCUCUAGAGGAUGAGGAUAAGGGGAAACGUAAACAUAAAUAUGCCAAAAUCUAUGAAAAAUUAAGAUUCUUAACACCUUUCUCGCAUAGCAAUAAAAAACAAAAAACAAGCGCAUCUAGUCUAAGCACCACAGACGUGUCCAAAAUAGAGGACACACCAGCUCUAACCAUUAACACCGAGUUAGCAAAAGACUAUUAUACCAAUUCUGUUAUAUGUUCAAACCCCAAGCGUUUGAACAGUGGAGAAUAUACUCCCAUGAGUUCUUCCACACCCAAACCAGAUUUUGAACCUUCCGAUGAUGUGUAUUCUAUAAUGUUCAAUCCCGAAGCCAAACUAUUGGAUGCCUUAGAACAAGUAGAUAAAAGGCUACAAAAUUUGUGCCAGGACAAUGAAACGUUAUUGGAAUCGGAUGAAUAUGGACAACCUUUGCAACCCAACUCAUCAUUUCUACAUCAAACCUAUGCCAAAGAGAUUGCAACGAAACCAUCCACAGUAAUACAGGCGGUUAAUGUGACCCUAGUCAAUGCCAUAGAGGGAGAGCAAAUGAUAAUGGAACAGAAAGAAAUACAACAGCAACAACAACAACAACACGAAAAGGAAUUGCAGCAAUAUGAAAAUAAUAAAACAAAUAGCAAACCUCUGCCACCCUUACCACCUCCCAAGAAAACCGAAGAGGAACCCUUGUAUGAACCGAUAUGUGUGGACAAAACAAUUGAGCUUAAGACUGAACAAUCAUACAAAAACUGUGAACUCAACACAUCUCAACAAGAAACUAUUACUUCCAACAACUCACCACCACCACCAGUCAUAGAAGAGGAUAUUUAUCAAACUGUAGAAGAAGCUAAAAACGAUUACGAUCAAUUUGACUCCAUUCAAACGACAGAAAUUGUAAUAAAUUCCAUACCAGAAUUAGAUGGUUAUGAACCCAUUGAAAAUCCUGAAAAUUUAACACUAACUCCCAAAAGCGUUACAGCUAAUUCGCCUAAGCCAACAAAUUUCGAUGGUUAUGAGGAAUAUACUCCACAAGUGACGAUGACAACAACAACAGCAAACACUACAGGUGCACGUAAAGUUACAGAUGAACUACCAGAUUUACCAAAACCCAAAAGAAUUCUACCAAAAUCACCCAUACCCAAUAGAUCAGCACCUAAACCUCCAUUACCCAGACUGCAAAAUACCGAAGAAGAAGAAUCUCUUACAUCCACCUGUCAUGAAUCCCAUUAUUACGGAGGCGAGGAAAAUAUUUACGACACAAUUAAAGGCAACCACUGCUACGAGUCGUUGCAAUGUGUGGGCAAUAAAUUACAUAACUCUCCUUCAUCAUUAAGAACUAUACAUUCCGAUAGUCUGUCAUUAUCAUCGAAUUGCUACGAAAGUAUUUCACAUUUUAAACGUGUCAACACUAUCGGCCAUCAUAGUGGUGGCAGCAGUAGUGGUUCCACACUGACCAUUUCAUCGGAGAAUAAAACAAAUAGUCUCUACGAGGACUCAUUAGCUUCUAGUCUGCACUAUGCAAGUAAACGUAUCUAUCACAUGAAUGCCCAUAUUGAAAUAAACAAAUCGGCGUCAGAUGUGAAUAGUGUAAAUGGCUAUGGCGGUUCAAUAGGUCGCGCAACAGAUACAAGUGACGAGUGGACCGAUGUUACAGACAAUGAGAAUGCUGAUGCAGAGAGUAAACCGCAAUUUAUCAUUGUGCGUGAACGUUCAAAGGCCCAUAAAAGUCCGGAUUGGUCCAGAAGAGUUCGAGAUAAACGUCAAAGAAAAUCAAAAAGUUGCAUAGAAGAUGAUGAUCCCGAUCAUUAUUACGAACAACUUUCACCCCUAGCCCACACCAAACGACACUCAUUGCUCGAGCAGUCUCGUACGAGUAGUUUACAAAGAAAUCAAGACUCGGUACGUGUGUCCAAGCGUGGAAAAAAGAUGUCAUAUUCAGCACAUGCACUGGGGCAACACAUAUCAGACGAUUCAUUCGAUUCCGAUACCGAUUACUAUGAGGAUGGUGAGCACUUCAAGAAUUCCCAUAAUGAUAGUGGUGUAGACAUAAGAACCACUAAAUUGCCAGAUCCUCCAUCAUCGUCUAAUCAAAUGUAUUCAUUUGUUAAGAAGUUUAAGAAUUUCAUAGUGAAUAAGAAAUCUCCAAAUAGUUCUAAACAUGGCGGUAGUCAGCAGAAAAUCUAUGAUAGUUCAUCGCAAUUCUAUGCAGGUUCAACAUAUGAGGGGAAACAACCACAGCCAUCGUCUUCAUUGCAAGUACCAGAAACCAAAGAGUUAAGUACUUCAGAGAAAAAUUUAAUAUUGGCACAAAGUACAGUGUCCAAACCAGAACCCAUAAAUGCUUCUACCACACCGAGAAAAUCCAAAACUGGUAAAAGUUUAAAGUCACGUAUACGUAAAAGUUUGGUAGGUUUUGACAAUAAACAAUUGUCAACACUAACGCCAACAAGAAGUACCUUCUACAUUGAGGAUCCGGCAAAUGAAGAAAAUAAUGGACAGUUGGAUUCUGGAUUUUCAGAAAAAGCCUUAUCUGGCGAACUGCCUACCACCACGUCUACACCUUCAGCAGAGUCACAGAAGUUGUCAACUCUGGCUCGCAAAUCAAAAAAGGAAUCCAAACUGGCAAAUUCACAAAGAAGACGCACUACAAUUGGUAUUAGGCCUCAUGAGCCGCCACCACCACCGCCUCCAGAAAACGACACGAAACCAAAACGUCAAAGCAAUACUUCUUGGUAUGCCGAAUGUGGUGUGUUCAAAAAUGGCACUACCAAUCUGGUUCAUGAUGAUUCUCAAAUAUUAAAUAGUCAAAAUGGUAGUUCGGGCAGCAGUUUUGCUGCUGGUUCUACUUGGUAUGAGGAGGCAGGUUUGUACCAAACAAGUGGCAUAUCUGUGGCCAGCAGCAGUGGCAGUUCGGGUGUUUCAACCAGCAAUGAAGCUGGACCAGCGGAUGAAAUGUCUCAUAGUAUGUUUAGCAAUGAGCCUUUGUAUCAGAUCUAUAGUGCUGCCAAACUAGAAGCCAUUUCACGAGAUAUGCAAGAUGAGAGUUCCACAGAUGGCUAUGAGGAAAUCGGAGAACGUCUUAAGAAUGGCAAUGCUAAGGAAGGAUGUCGCAAGUCUUCAAGACCAUCAGCUUUGCAGUUAGUAGAACCGAAAGGUGGUCCGGAACGAACAUUAUGGAGUCAAAUACCGGAAGUUAUUAACUCGUAUAUAAUACCCACAAUGACCCCACGAGAACGAGCUUUAAUGGAGGCCAAAUUUGAAGUUAUUACUUCGGAAGCCAGUUACCUUAAAUCAUUAAACCUCUUGCGUGCUCAUUACAUGAAUCAUCCCGUAUUCCGGGAUCAAAACGUUGUCAGCUCGCGAGAUCGCAAAUCUUUGUUCGCUCACAUAGUGCCGGUACAUGAAUGCUCAGAGAAGCUCCUCACAGAAUUGGAGUCCUGCUGGCAGGACAAUAUAAUGUUAAUAGGUUUAAGUAAACGCAUCUAUGCGAUAGCCGAAAAGCAUUUUCACGUCUAUGUGGGAUUCUGCGAGCAUCAAGGACGCAUGGAUCGUACACUGAAACAUUUGCGUGAAGGCAAAGGUCUAUUUGCACAAAAUUUGGAAUUACUCGAGUCAAGUCCGGCCUGCUGUGGCCUGAAUUUGCAUUCAUUCUUAAUGUUACCUAUGCAGAGAAUAACAAGACUGCCACUGUUAAUAGAUGCCGUUUUUAGUAAAUGUCAUCCAAACGAUGACGAAUAUGAGAAUUGGAAAAUGUGUUUGGCCAUAAUGAAUAAAAUUGUAACACAGUGUAAUGAGGCGGCUAACAAGAGUGAACAGGCGUUUGAGAUUGAAAGGAUCUCAAGGCAACUGGAAUUUAAUCCAUCCGUGAUACGGCCAUUGGCAAUAGCUCCAGCUGGUGUUUUAGCUCCCGGCACUAAGCCACGUUAUUUAGUUAAAAAGGGAGAGCUAACACAUCUCAUAUGGCGUGGAGACGAUGCCAAGUUGACAUUUGGCAAGAAGUUUUCAAAGACCACAAUAUUUGCCUUUCUCUUUUCGGAUUUGUUGGUAUUGACAAAACGUAAAGCAGAAGAACAGUUUUCGGUAUUUGACUAUUGUCCGCGUAAUAUGUUGACAAUAACUUCGGGAGACUCACUGCCACAAUUGCCAACCAAAGAUUUGAAUAGUCAAACUAGUAAGAACUUAAUUUUAAUGACUUUGCUAGAGAAUCAUGAACGUAAAACAGUGGAGUUGCUGUUGUCCUGUCCCUCAGUGUCGGAGCAAGAAAGAUGGCUACAAGCUAUGCGUCCGCCAGAAUCAGAAACUCCUGGUGAGAAGUUAUACGAGCAAUGGGAUUGUCCUCAGGUCAUAGCUAAACAUGCCUAUGAAAAUAAUGAACCAGAUGUCUUAAAUUUAGAUGAAGGAGAUGUAGUGAAUGUCACACGUAAAUUGCCAGAUGGUUGGUAUAAAGGUGAACGAAUACGUGAUGGUGCCGUCGGUUGGUUCCCUGGCAGUUAUACUGAGGAAGUUAAUUCCGUUCAUGUACGCGCACGUAAUCUGAAGCAAAGACACCGUUUACUCACAUUCACCGCCACCUAUCUUGAAUCACAAAAACGCAAUAAAUGAUCAAAAAGUAUAUUAUCCCUAAGGAUAAAAUGUAGUAUGUAGUUUAUAAAGUUAGCAAUUAAGAUUCGUAUAGCAAACUAUUUUGUGUCUUUUUAGUAAACUUAGUCCAAAAUCAAUAUUUAUAUUUAUAUGUAGAGUUUAUUUGUAUGUAUGUUAUGUUUUUUUUUUUUAAUUAAAAUUAGUUUUUGCAAUAUAUGUAUUUUUUAUUAUGUAUAAAUUAUUUAGGAAAAUGUGAUAUGAAAUUAUUAUAAAUUUUAAUGUAAAAUUUCUAUAAAAAAAUGUGUAUUUAAAAUUACAACAUUAAAUAUCUCUAGGAGUUGUCAAUUAUGGUUUAAAAGUGUAUUAAACAAAAAUAAUCAUUGAAUAAUCAAAACCAUUAUGUAAAUUUAACACAUUAAUGUUAUGUAAUAAAUAAUAAAUAUUAAGUACUACUCUAAAAUACGAAAAUAAAUAAAGAAUUUAAACAUUAUAA